AGCAUCUUAGGAGAAGAAUGAGUCGAUUCUGGGGGACUGCUUUUUUCUUUAGAGGGUGGGAGGCCUGCGAAAAGUAGUCCCUUCCCGGCGUUUUUGCGGAAGAAUCCACCGGGGCGGGGCUGCCCGUGACUAUAUAAGGAAGCCCCGGGUGUGGCGCAGGCAGUUCCGUCUGGACCGGGAGUUCAGUCUUCGUCUCCCUCUGUUCGCUGCUGGCACCAACACCAAUUGACAAUGCAGAUCUUUGUAAAGACCCUCACUGGUAAAACCAUCACUCUGGAGGUGGAGCCGAGUGACACCAUCGAGAAUGUCAAGGUGAAGAUACAAGAAAAAGAAGGCAUCCCCCCCGACCAGCAGAGGCUGAUCUUUGCCGGGAAACAGCUGGAAGAUGGGCGCACCCUGUCUGACUACAACAUCCAGAAAGAGUCCACUCUGCACCUGGUCCUCCGCCUCAGAGGUGGGAUGCAGAUCUUCGUGAAGACCUUGACCGGCAAGACCAUCACCCUGGAGGUGGAGCCCAGUGACACCAUCGAGAACGUCAAGGCCAAGAUCCAAGACAAAGAGGGCAUCCCCCCCGACCAGCAGAGGCUGAUCUUUGCCGGGAAACAGCUGGAAGAUGGGCGCACCCUGUCUGACUACAACAUCCAGAAGGAGUCCACUCUGCACCUGGUCCUCCGCCUCAGAGGUGGGAUGCAGAUCUUCGUGAAGACCUUGACCGGCAAGACCAUCACCCUGGAGGUGGAGCCCAGUGACACCAUCGAGAACGUCAAGGCCAAGAUCCAAGACAAAGAGGGCAUCCCCCCCGACCAGCAGAGGCUGAUCUUUGCCGGGAAACAGCUGGAAGAUGGGCGCACCCUGUCUGACUACAACAUCCAGAAGGAGUCCACUCUGCACCUGGUCCUCCGCCUCAGAGGUGGGAUGCAGAUCUUCGUGAAGACCUUGACCGGCAAGACCAUCACCCUGGAGGUGGAGCCCAGUGACACCAUCGAGAACGUCAAGGCCAAGAUCCAAGACAAAGAGGGCAUCCCCCCCGACCAGCAGAGGCUGAUCUUUGCCGGGAAACAGCUGGAAGAUGGGCGCACCCUGUCUGACUACAACAUCCAGAAGGAGUCCACUCUGCACCUGGUCCUCCGCCUCAGAGGUGGGAUGCAGAUCUUCGUGAAGACCUUGACUGGCAAGACCAUCACCCUGGAGGUGGAGCCCAGUGACACCAUCGAGAACGUCAAGGCCAAGAUCCAAGACAAAGAAGGCAUCCCCCCAGACCAGCAGAGGCUGAUCUUUGCCGGGAAACAGCUGGAAGAUGGGCGCACCCUGUCUGACUACAACAUCCAGAAGGAGUCCACUCUGCACCUGGUCCUCCGCCUCAGAGGUGGGAUGCAGAUCUUCGUGAAGACCUUGACCGGCAAGACCAUCACCCUGGAGGUGGAGCCCAGUGACACCAUCGAGAACGUCAAGGCCAAGAUCCAAGACAAAGAGGGCAUCCCCCCAGACCAGCAGAGGCUGAUCUUUGCCGGGAAACAGCUGGAAGAUGGGCGCACCCUGUCUGACUACAACAUCCAGAAAGAGUCCACUCUGCACUUGGUCCUGCGCUUGAGGGGAGGUGUUUUAAGUUCUCCCUUUUAAGCUUUCGAUACAUUACAUUGCACUUUUCUCUCAAUAAAGUUGUUGCAUUCCCAAA
Budorcas taxicolor (takin) is the source of this 1675-nucleotide messenger RNA. RefSeq names its product ubiquitin C (gene UBC). The transcript is spliced from 2 exons. Gene Ontology annotation, biological process: modification-dependent protein catabolic process; protein ubiquitination. The coding region runs from base 232 to 1620 and encodes 462 amino acids. Gene Ontology annotation, molecular function: ubiquitin protein ligase binding; protein tag activity. The record is from RefSeq and is a predicted model, not a curated record. Lineage: Eukaryota; Metazoa; Chordata; Mammalia; Artiodactyla; Bovidae. Gene Ontology annotation, cellular component: nucleus; cytoplasm.